AUGCAGCAACCAAGUUCUCAUUAUUCUCUGGACCUGAGCAAAGAAAGGUACAUCAACGUGGCACUUCUAAAUGAGGAAACUGAGCUUUGUGAAGAUUUGUCUGGAAGCAGCAGCCCAGAAGAUGCCGUCUUCAGUCUCUGUGAAACACAGGAGAUAUCAGUUUGUAUGGAUGUCACUAUGCCCCCAGGUGACUGCAUCCACCCAAGAAGUUACAUGGAGUCCUCACUUUUCCUGAAGCUUCCCACAGAGGAGCACGAUGAGAACCACCAUGCACCUUUCCAGUUUGACCGGCAUGCUCUGGCCAGAAUUUCCACCUCUCCGACUUUAAGGCGUCUAAGGAUGGCCUCUGCCUCACAAACACUGUCAUUUCAGGACAGAGCUCUCACGAGCUCUGACACAGCUCAGCUGGGGAUUCAAAAGGAAUACACUGGCUCUCUGCAUCAUAUUUGCAAAAGUCCACCAAGGUGCACUAAAUCUUCCUCACUGUCUUUACCUUCCUGUGUCCAUGCAAAAUUACUGUCUUCCAAAGCAAAGACUGAAACAACCACAGCAGAUCCGGAGUCUGCUGACCCCAGAUCAAAGCUACCAAGCCAAAAAGAUCCUCUCAGCAAUGGGAGUCAAGAAGUGACACUUCAACACUUAUGGAAAACCAGCUCUGCUACUCUGCCUGUGAGACUUCCCCAUCCCAGCCCUAUGCAGCAGGAAGGUGUCCAGGAGUUUUUUAAGCUCAUUUCCUCACAUGCCGGUGAGGAGCACUUCAGAAGUUUCCUCUACCAUAAGGAGGGGAAAGCGAUUAAAUGUGCCGUGGUCGCAUCCCACAGAUCAGCUGAUCGCAGGCGCAGUUCUGUCGUGGUGAGUCUGCCCGGACUUGAGGUGUUCCCCGGAGACCUCCUCAUCUCGGAUGGUGCCAUGGACUAUCUGCCCCCUGCGGCCCUGCUGCUGAACACAGGUCAGACACAGGCUGGAGUGUGCCCAUCUCAGCCCCGUUAA
This is a messenger RNA of Struthio camelus australis, 990 nucleotides long. NCBI's taxonomy places the organism in Eukaryota, Metazoa, Chordata, Aves, Struthioniformes, Struthionidae. The record is from RefSeq and is a predicted model, not a curated record.